Messenger RNA from Phragmites australis (common reed), 674 nucleotides. RefSeq lists its product as uncharacterized. Gene Ontology annotation, cellular component: mitochondrion. Gene Ontology annotation, biological process: protein stabilization; protein folding; protein import into mitochondrial matrix. The transcript is spliced from 4 exons. The record is from RefSeq and is a predicted model, not a curated record. Gene Ontology annotation, molecular function: zinc ion binding; protein-folding chaperone binding. Bases 72 to 557 code for a protein of 161 amino acids. NCBI's taxonomy places the organism in Eukaryota, Viridiplantae, Streptophyta, Magnoliopsida, Poales, Poaceae.
UCUCGGCCUCGCUCCUCCUUUUCCGGCGAUUUUGUUAGCCGACGAGAGGCGAGCGAAUCCAGUAGGCGGCGAUGGCGACGACGGCCGCGGCGCACGGCUGCUGCUCGGCAGCGCUGCCGCCCCUCGCGGCGUUCACGGCGAGCUUAUGCGGGCACCGGGCGGCUCCUCCUCCGCGCGUCUCCCUCGUCGCCUCCUCGAAGCUCAGGGCGACGGCACCCGGGUUAAGGGUUUCCUGUCCUCGUAGGAGGCUGGUCGUAGCUGCUUGCUCCGGCGAGGUCAGUUCGGACGUGGCGGCGUCGCCGGCGGAAGUCACUGUUGACAUAAAGCUUCCAAGAAGAAGCUUGCUUGUUCAAUUUACAUGUAAUGCAUGUGGUGAAAGGACCAAACGCUUGAUAAACAGAGUAGCCUAUGAAAGAGGAACAAUUUUUCUUCAGUGUUCAGGGUGCCAGGUGUACCACAAGUUUGUUGAUAAUCUUGGUCUAGUUGUUGAGUACGACCUACGAGAAGAAAAUGGGGUACAAGAAGAAAAUGUGGUGAACACCGAUUCUGAAGUUUGAUCUGUAUGAGAAGCUAUGUCGGUAUGCAAAAUGUCCUGUAGUACAGGUUUCGCAACAUUGAUUAUUUGGGUACUGUAGACUAUUUAUAUAAAAUGUACCUUGAAAUUGCUGCAUAUA